This is a messenger RNA of Vicia villosa (hairy vetch), 1170 nucleotides long. RefSeq lists its product as uncharacterized. Lineage: Eukaryota; Viridiplantae; Streptophyta; Magnoliopsida; Fabales; Fabaceae. The coding region runs from base 1 to 1170 and encodes 389 amino acids. The transcript has a single exon. The record is from RefSeq and is a predicted model, not a curated record.
AUGGCAAACCAACGAGACUACCAACCGAGGAAACAACCAUAUCAAGCAAAUAAAAACAACCAAGGUUAUCAACAUAGAGUAAAUAACCAAGGUUUGUGGCAAGAUGGCAGAAACUCAAAUCGGCAAAAUUCUUAUAAUGCGCCUCCUCCUCAAGAAAAACCUUCGAAGAUGGAGGAGACUCUAACACAAUUCAUGCAAGUUUCCAUGGAAAAUCAAAAGAGUAACGAAGAGUCAAUAAAAAACUUUAAGACUCAAGUGGGUCAACUUGCAAAACAAUUGGCCGAGAAACAACCAGGAGCAUCUUUUUCGGGAAAUACUCUUACAUAUCCUAAGGAGCAUUGCAAAGAAAUCAUUACUAGAAAUGGUAGAGUGGUUGAGAAUGAAGUUGGUGUAGAGAUUGUAAAUGAGGAGGAUGUAGUGGAAAAAGAAAAAGAACAAAUGAAAAAUUAUGAAGAAUUAUUUGAAAAUGAGAUAGUAGAGUUAGAGAAGAAAAAAAUGAGGAAAAAAGACAAAGUGAAGGAGGCGAAGAAGAAAGUGAAGAGCUCUAUUCCAAUUAAAAUAUUUCCUUAUCCUCAUGCUCCUUCCAAGAAGGAUGAUUCUCGACUCUAUGCUUGGUUCAUGGAUAUUUUCAAGCAACUACAAAUCAUCAUUCCUUUUUCCGAGGCGAUUGACCAAAUUCUGAAGUAUGCUAAAUUCAUGAAAGAUAUCCUCACCAAGAAGAAGAGAUAUACAGAAGAGGAGACUAUUAUGGUGGAUGCAAGAUUUAGUGCAAUCAUUCAAAGAACUUUACCAAAGAAGGAAGGUGAUCCGGGACGGGUGACUUUACCGGUUAUGAUAGGAGAUGUCUAUGUUGGUAAAGGGUUGAUUGAUUUGGGAUCAAGCAUUAAUUUAAUUCCCUUAUCCAUUGUGAACAGAUUAGGGAAUUUUGAAAUGAGAUCCAUCAGAAUGACUUUGCAACUAGCCGACAAGUCUACUACUUCUCCUCAUGGAGUAGCGUUAGAUUUACUUGUAAAAGUGGAUAAAUUUUUCUUUCUGGUGGAUUUUGUUGUCAUUAACAUGGAAGAAGAUGUAGAUGCACCGUUGAUAAUUUGCCGGCCUUUCAUGAAGACGGCAAGAAUGAUGAUCGAUGUAGAUGAUGGUCUUAUGAAAGUGAGAGUUCAAGAUGAAUAG